GCGGGGCCGAGGCGGGGCGGGCCGGGGCCAUGGCCGAGGGCAGGAGCGGCAGCGCCGGGCUCUUCGCCAGGCAGGUCCAGAAGCACUUCAGCCGCGCCCAGGAGAAGGUUCUGCAAAAAUUGGGCAAAACGGUGGAAACCAAAGACGAGCAGUUCGAGCAGAGCGCCUACAACUUCCAGCUGCAGCAGAACGAGGGCCACAAACUCUACAAGGACCUCAAGGGGUUCGUGGGAGCCGUGAGAGUGAUGCACGAGAGCUCCCGCAGAGUGGCCGAGACGCUGCAGGAGAUUUACAGCGCUGAAUGGGACGGGCACGAGGAGCUCCGCGCCAUCGCAGACAGCAAUGACCUCCUGUGGGAUGACUACGAGGCGAAGUUGGCCGACCAAGCCCUGCGGCUCAUGGAGAAUUACCUGGCUCAGUUUGGGGAUUUUAAGGAGCGCAUCGCCAAGCGGGGCCGAAAGCUCGUGGACUACGACAGCGCCCGGCACCACCUGGAGGCUCUGCAGAGCGCCAAGAAAAAGGACGAGGCCAAAAUCGCCAAGGCCGAGGAGGAGUUCAAUAAAGCCCAGGCGGUGUUUGAGGACCUGAACAGGGACCUGCGGGAGGAGCUGCCAGUCCUGUAUGGCAGCCGCAUCGCCUGUUACAUCACCGUGUUUCAGAACAUCUCCAACCUCCGAGACGUCUUCUACAAGGAGAUGAGCAAGCUCAACCGGGACCUGUACGAGGUGAUGAGCAAACUGGAGAAGCAACACUCGAGCAAGGUGUUCAUCAUCAAAGGCAUCCCCAGCAACCGCCGCUCUCUGGUCAUCUCCGCGCCCGUGAGCCCCCCGGCCGUGUUCCCCUGCCCGGACAAGGCGCCCGUGGAGGACGCGGAGGUGACACCGGAGUCCCCCGGUGGGGACAGCGCCGAGCCGGGGGCUGUUUCCCCCGGGCCGCCCCCGGCUUCACCCGCCAGCGGCGCCUCCCUGGACACGGAGUCGGUGUCCAGCGAGGACACCCCGGAGCCUGGGCACGACAACGAGCGCCCGGCGCAGGCGACAUCAGCGACAGGGUCGGUGCACAGCGAGGAGCCCCCGGAGCCCAUCUCCAGCCCCGACUCUCUGUGCCCGGCUCAGGAGCCACCGGGGGGUGCCAGCGGGGCGCGGGGGGGACCCGAGGGCAUCGCCGCCUCCCUGGCAUCGCUGAUUUUAUCCGAGGCCAUUGCCCAGGCCGCUGGCACCUUGUCACCAGAGCGGGGGAAAGCCGCUGGCACCGGGGACAGCGCGGUGUCCCCCGCCGCAGUUGGCCCCUGCCGUGCCCUCGGCCCCGCGGUGGCACCGGCGUGUCCCCGGGAGCCGUGCCAGCUCGGCGGUGACACCGAGGACAGCGCGGAGGCGGCGGAUGUGGAGCCAGAGGUGCGCAAAGCUCAGGGCUGUUCCGGGACACCGGAGCAGGACACGAGCCAGGACCCCUCAGGUGCUGCAGACCCCUCCCAGGAUCCCCCCGAGUGCCUCAGCACCCUGUGAUCCCACGGGAAAUUCGGCAUCUUCCCCAAAUUUAUUCCCCGGAAAGUAUUUCCCAGCCCCCAUCCCGUCCGAAAUAAAGAUGGAAAAGGUGGCAAAA
Messenger RNA from Taeniopygia guttata (zebra finch), 1602 nucleotides. Lineage: Eukaryota; Metazoa; Chordata; Aves; Passeriformes; Estrildidae. The record is from RefSeq and is a predicted model, not a curated record.